UGGAAGGGAUCGUUGAAGAAGCGUCCUGCUUUAUUUGUCAAUAAUGCCCGGAAAGGACCUUUCAAUUCGGUACGAUCCGAUCAAUGAAGCCAACACGUUUAGUCGUGGCGACUUCGUUAAAGGACGAGUAAUUUUGGAACUUAACAAGGAGAUCAAGGCUGAUGCGUUUUUCGUCAAACUGAAAGGGGAUGCAAAUGUACGCUGGACAGAGAGACAUAAUGACAAAAACCGUACUUAUUCAGCACACGAAAGAUACUUCAAACUGAAACACUAUUUUAUUCGCGAAGGCUCCGAAGCUGGAGGCAGUGAAGUGACCUGUGGGGAUACCUACAGUAAUGUUGUGCCUCCAGGGACCCAUGUAUAUGAGUUCUGCUUUCAGAUUCCACAAGGGCUCAUGCCACCAUCUUUUAAGGGCCACCAUGGAAAAAUUACUUACAGACUGGAGGCUAAGUUGAGCAGGUCGUGGAAGUUUCCGUUGACUGCAUCAACUGAGCUCCAGUUUGUCUCGCGGCCAGAUGGGACAGAGCUGACAGUGCCCCUGGCUGGAGAAGCAAACAAGGAAAUGUCACUGUUCACCUCUGGAAGUGUCUCCAUGAAAGCAAACACUGAGAAAAUGGCAUAUAUGCAAGGUGAACUGGUGAUAGUUACAGCAGCUGUCAAAAACUCUUCAUCUCGUCCUCUCAAAAUCAAAUACAGUCUUCAGCAGAGACUAAAGUACAUUGCUUCAGGAUCCUCUAAAACUUCCAGCCACUACAUAUUUAAAGAAGUUGGGGAUCCAAUCCCGACUGGACAGAACCAGACUAUCACCAAAGAACUGCAGCUACCAUCUGACGUCCAGCCCUCCAUUGUGCAUUGUAAAAUCAUCAAACUGGAGUACACUCUGAAGGUGUACCUUGAUGUUCCCUAUGCUUCAGACCCAGAGAUUGUUUUCCCAUUGGUUAUUCUACCUCGAGGACAAUUCCCCUUGUCUACACCUUCAAGAGGUCCCUUUGGAGCUGGUCAACCAGGAUGGAAUGGUCCUCCUACCCAUAAUGCAGCAGGGCCAUAUCCAGAUGCUUCUGCCUCUGGAGUUUACCCUUCCCCAACGGCACCAGGACCAUACCAGCAUCAUUUCACUCCAUCUAUGCAACCGGAAUUUUCAAACCCUAAUGCUCCUCCACCCACGUAUUCAGAAUUAUACCCAACUCCAUCUGCGCCAGCACUGUAUCCAAACUUACCACCCCCUACUGCACAAGGUUUCUACCCAGCCCCAAGUGCCCCGGGACAGUAUCCAAACCCAAAUGGCUCAGGGUCUUUUCCAGUGCCUACUGCCCCAGGCUACAAUCCACCCCCUUACAGCACUACUGGCAAUCCAGUUCCAUCUGCCCCGGAAUACUGUCCAGAUCCCUAUCCAACUAAGACACCCCAGUAGCAGGGUUUGAAUUAGUGUGUGUGAGUGUGCAUGUGUGUGUAAG
Molecule: messenger RNA, 1454 nt
Organism: Chanos chanos (milkfish)
Lineage: Eukaryota; Metazoa; Chordata; Actinopteri; Gonorynchiformes; Chanidae
Product: arrestin domain-containing protein 3
Exons: 7
Coding region: 44-1411 (455 amino acids)
Biological process (GO): protein transport
Cellular component (GO): plasma membrane; cytoplasm
Source: RefSeq, a predicted model, not a curated record